Messenger RNA from Tuber melanosporum (Perigord truffle), 4809 nucleotides. RefSeq lists its product as uncharacterized. Gene Ontology annotation, molecular function: oxidoreductase activity; ubiquitin-protein transferase activity. The coding region runs from base 1 to 4638 and encodes 1545 amino acids. Lineage: Eukaryota; Fungi; Ascomycota; Pezizomycetes; Pezizales; Tuberaceae. The record is from RefSeq and is a predicted model, not a curated record. The transcript is spliced from 9 exons.
AUGUCGCCACCACUACUACCAUCUUCACAUUCCCUCUCCUCGCAUCCCCGCAUCCCCUCCAGCGCAAUCCCCCCCCACUCUCGCAAAACGACAAUCAGCGCCUGGGGCCACAAAUAUGUCCCAACCCCCCUCCACCCAGCCGCCCAAGUCCUAACCACUCACCAAGAGUCCUGGGACACACUAGCAGACGAAGCGCUAGACCUCCUAACCCUCCUCCGGAUCCCUUCCCCCCCUGCCUCUCCUACAUCCCCCCAGAAGGACCUCUAUACAACCCCCAAGGAACACCACGACACCCACCCCACCUUAUCAACCUUGUGGCAGCGGGUGGACACGGUACCAGCAUGGGUGGAUUGGGAACAAAUCUCCCGCGGGCAGGACGUCUUCUACAGAUACUCUGGCGCGAUGCUGAUGGGGCUUUGUUAUAUGAGCCUAUUAGGCGGCAUGGGUGCCUCCCGUAUCGCAGAGGUACUAUAUAGAACGGGAGGGUUCUCAACGGGCACUGCUAGGAGGAGGAUGUUUGAGACCAUGCAGCAUAUACUCCAAUGCACCAAAUCUCUAGAAUCAAUAAAACCUGGGGGCGCUGGCCAAAUUUCCAGCAUUAAAGUCAGACUCUUGCACGCUGCCGUGCGGAAGAGGAUCCUGGAGAUUGAGAGGAGGAACCCCGGCUACUACUCUGUUAAGGAGUUUGGUGUUCCCGUGAAUGAUUUGGACUCUAUUGGAACGGUGUUGAGUUUUAGUGCGAAUAUGGUUUGGGGGGCGUUGCCGAAGCAAGGGUUGUUCCUGAGUUCUAGAGAGGUCGAGGAUUAUAUCGCACUAUGGAGGUUAAUUGCGCACUAUGUUGGGUGCCCGACGCACCCCUUCUCCACCUCUGCUCGGGCAAGGGCCUAUUACGACGUGCUCAUUACAACCCAGAUCUCUCCAACACCAACUUCCGCCCUUCUGGCAACUAACAUCCUCACCUCCCUGGCCUGCCAACCCCCCACAUACCCAACCCGCACCUACCUCCUUGCCUCAACCCGCUGGCUGAACCCCCCUUGCCUCUGCGAUGCCCUGGGCCUCCCACCCGUGCAACUCUCCUCGAAAAUACUAGUCUUGGCGCAGUGCAUCCUCAACUGCUACCUUGGAUACACCGCGCGCUUCGUCCCCUGGUUCGACAAACGACAUGGAGCCGUUGCCCGGGAAACGCUAUGGAAGGUAAUAGUCCUCGGAGAGAUUGGACUGGGCGGCGAGACAGGGUUUGAGUUCUCGUACGUGCCGAUGUUGGGGAAGGGAACGGGGGCGGGUGAAGCGGUGGAUACGGGGGAGAGGGGCACCAUGGGGAGGAGGAGUGUGAAGGUUCUGGGCAUAUUCCUUCUUGUGGUAGGGGUUUUGGGUGUGGUAUUGGGGUGGUGUUUGGUACGGGGUGCCCAGGCACUUUGGAGGAUGACUAUUCUUGCUUGUUUGAAUACACACGACGACAACAGCAUGCCAUCGUGGCCCUCUAGACUCUUCUCGACAAAUAACGACUCUGACGGGAUGAUGAAGCACGGGAGGUCUAGGUCUCAACAAACUUCUGCCUCGGCGGGGUGGACGGGGAGUCCUGGACGCGGUGGGGGAGGAAGUGCUAGCGGUCGCGGGAUUACAGAGGGGGGAGGCGGAGGAGGGGGUAGCAGGAGUAGUAACGCGCAAUUUGCGACGGGCCAUUGCAUGUGCUGUGAUUGUACGGUUCGGUGGCCGUCAAACCUGAAUGUUUUUAGAUGCACGGUUUGCAUGACUAUCAACGACCUAAAGCCGGUCCCCUCGGGGCCGCCGGGGACUCCGGAUACCCCGUUAAAGGAAGUACCUCCGGUGUCCCUCGCGGGGACCAAAGCUAUAAUAGACACUUGCGUGGAGGAGUACCUCGACACCCGGAAGUGGAUUAAGCAGAUGCCGGCAUAUGCGCCCCCGCCCCCGCCCGUCGGGGGCGGGGGAGAAGGAUCCGUGCCGGGUGACAUCCCCGGAACUCCGAAUGCCUUCCCCGUCUUUGACUCCCGCAGGCCGUUGGUAUCCUUCUUAAGUAGGUCAGAGGGUGCCGUUAUGCCGUCUACAUCUGCCCCUAGCGCCAUGCCCUCCGUGGGCGAUGCCCCCGGGUCACUGCCGGGGAAGUCAGGGAAAGAGAAGGGUGAGGGGGAUGCGAAGGACUCCGGUCGGGAGCUCGCUAAAAAUAUGUUUAAGCGGUUGGAGGACUACUUAUUUCUAGCAUUUAAUGAUUGGGAAUGUCUUAAUGGGAGUUUCGUUAAGGAGCGGAAGGAUUCUGGGGGACGCAACAAAACCGAGGGGGCGGAAAUUGGCAUGAGUGAACUGGGAAGCAGGUCGCGAGGGAGGAGGGAGGAUAUAGCUUUUGUCACGGAGAAUAUUGGAGAGAAGGAAGCUACGUUGCUGAUGGGAAGGGGAAGAGUUGCAGACGCUAGGGGUUAUAACAAGUCCGAAAGAGCGGAUAGGAGUCGUGCGGAUGCGAAGUUUAGUAUUCGUAGUCCUGGCAUUGAUUGGGAUGCCGUCAAUGAGUUUUAUGACAUGAUUACGAAUGCCGGGGGAGAUUAUGCACUGGAAAGGGCUUUGCAUCGGUCUAAUAGCGGGGAUAAGGAGGGAGACUCGAAGGAGCUGUCUGAAAGUUUACUCUCCCGGAGGCUGGGGUGGGAAGAUGAGAUUAUGGAGAUAUCGGCGGAGAUAGAGGAGGCCAGGGAUAAUAUUGCUAGAAUCUUAUUGAAGGCUACUGAGAGCGUGCUGAAACGCCCUGGACGGCCACUGAAGAAGCCAGAGGAGGUUCGAUUCUUGCUUGUAAUACUGGCAAAUCCUCUGUUAUAUCCAUCGUUCUCCCGGGCGUCUACUAGGUACCCUUCUAAUUCAUCUUCCCAUAGUGGGGUAGGUGGUGGCCCAGGGCACAAUCCUGGUAUCGUAAAGCGGAUUCUUGGUUUAUUGUCAAAUCUUCCAAACGAAUGUCAUCACUAUCUCGUUUCGUGGUUUACAAGGAUGCCGGAAACACAGUUCCGGCGGUUGAUCGAGCUUGUAGGAAGCUUCAUUACUUACCGACUUACUAGACAGGAAGGAAGGAAACGAUCGCAUGCAGGUGGGUCUGCGGCAUCGGCGGGUGGGCGGUUGUCAUAUAAUGACGAUUGGCAGAUCCGUGCUGCAGCCCGGGUCAUGUCAUUAUUCUUCUCGGCGAACAAUAAUACUGCCGGCCGCCGUGGCCUACAGGGUUCUAGCUAUGAUACGGCGGAUGAUAAUUUAAACUAUGGCCAGAUCGCGCGACGUGAGGCACGGAGGAGGGGUCAGAUUAUACCCACAAGCGAAUUUUAUAAUAUGCUGCUCGAUUACCAAGACCUCAUAGCUGACUUUGACGUCUGGGAAUCGAGGGCGUCGAGGUUUUGCUUUUGUCAAUAUCCGUUUCUGUUAUCCAUGGGUGCCAAGAUAUCUAUUCUUGAGCACGACGCGAAGAGACAGAUGGAGGUGCAAGCUAGACACGCAUUCUUCAAUAGUAUCGCGAGCCGCAGGACUAUAAAUCAGUAUCUAGUACUGAAAGUCCGGAGGGAAUGUCUAGUUGAGGAUAGCUUGAAGGGCAUUAGUGAAGGGGUAGGUAGCCUUGAUGACAUCAAGAAGGGGCUAAGAAUUGAAUUUAUCGGCGAGGAUGGUGUUGAUGCUGGGGGCCUGAAGAAGGAAUGGUUUCUCCUGGUUGCUCGAGAUGUUUUUGACCCAAGUUACGGUAUGUUUGUAUACGAUGACGAUUCUCAAUACUGUUACUUCAAUCCGAACUCCCUCGAAUCUUCGGAGGAGUUUUUCCUUGUCGGGGUGUUGUUUGGUCUGGCUAUUUACAAUUCCACCAUCCUGGACGUGGCCUUGCCGCCAUACAUCUUCAAGAAGCUCCUUCACUUCACUGUACCGCAUAGUCUCGCGGUGUCCUCCAUCCGCCCACCUUUGCAUCACACCCUCGAGGACCUUGCUGUUUUUAGGCCCUCACUAGCCCAUGGACUGCGCCAGUUACUCGAGUUUGAGGGAGAUGUCGAAUCGACAUUUUGCCGCGACUUUGUCGCCGAAACCGAAAGGUUCGGUCAAGUAAUACGUGUGCCGCUCUGCCCCAACGGCGAGAACCGACCCGUGACCAGUUCCAACCGUAGGGAAUUCGUUGACCUAUACCUAAACUACCUCCUCAACUCCUCCGUCGCGAAGCAAUUUGAGCCCUUCAAGCGCGGCUUCUACACCGUAUGCGGCGGCAACGCGCUGGCACUCUUCCGCCCUGAGGAAAUCGAGCUGUUAAUCCGCGGUUCGGACGAAGCGCUUGACGUUUCCGCACUCAAAGCAGUUGCUAUAUACGAUGGCUGGGGCGGCGGGAAUCCAGCUGAGAAUGACCCAAUUGUGAAGUGGUUCUGGAACUUUUUUGAAAAGAUCACGCCAAAAGAGCAGAGGAUGCUGCUGAGCUUUAUUACUGGCAGCGAUCGGAUUCCGGCUAUGGGUGCGACGAACUUGAUCAUUAAGGUAGUUUGCCUAGGUCAGGAUAGUAAUAGGUUCCCGGUUGCGAGAACAUGCUUUAAUCAAAUUUGCUUGUGGAGGUAUAAGCGGAGAGAGAAGUUGGAAGCACUGCUCUGGAGGGCAGUGACGGAGAGUGAGGGCUUUGGAUUGAAGUGAUGCUCAGUAUGUGGGGGGACGGGAGUAUCGGCAUGCGGGGGGGAGGUAAAUUUGCUUAGCUCAUUCUUAAUUAUUAGCGCCUGUCUUCUUGCUCUUUUUCUUUCGUCUGGCUGGCUGUUUGUUACAUUCCCUGUUCAUUGUUCGUAAUAUUAUGAUACUCGUUGAACCGAA